Messenger RNA from Hyposmocoma kahamanoa, 860 nucleotides. RefSeq names its product superoxide dismutase [Cu-Zn]-like. Gene Ontology annotation, molecular function: superoxide dismutase activity; copper ion binding. Lineage: Eukaryota; Metazoa; Arthropoda; Insecta; Lepidoptera; Cosmopterigidae. The coding region runs from base 169 to 771 and encodes 200 amino acids. The transcript has a single exon. The record is from RefSeq and is a predicted model, not a curated record. Gene Ontology annotation, biological process: removal of superoxide radicals.
UGAAAGUUGUUAUCAUCCUAUCUUUAAAAUGCUACUUAUUUAAUCUCCUUUUCGAUAUCGUGAUACAAUUUGGUACCUACAAAAUGAUAUCACUUGAAGGGUAACACCGAUUGGUAUCGGACCUGCCUCGUCCAACGCUCCAGUUAAAUCAUUCGAAAAGACAACAAAAUGUGUUCACACUGGCUGUUAUGUGUCGUGAUUACUAGUCUGGCCAUUAUUGGGACAAAAGGUGAAGUACCACGAGUCGCGAUCGCAAUCCUGCGUUCAGCAAACGUAACUGGGCAUGUAUUAUUUACUGAGACUGACAAUGGCCUUCAUAUAACUGGAAUGAUAACUGGACUUGAUGUGGGAUCAUACGGCUUUCAUGUACAUGAAUCUGGAGACGUUAGUACGUGUGACACGACUGGAGGUCAUUUCGACACGGAAGGGAACAAUCAUGGUGGUAUAGACCACGAUGUACGACAUAUAGGAGAUUUUGGAAAUAUAGUGUUUGAAGGUGAUGGCACCCCUACGGCGAGAUUAGACUUUUUCGACAAAAUUGCCUCCCUUCGUGGUGCAAACAGCAUCUUAGGUAGAGCUCUGGUUCUUCACGAGGGCGAGGACGAUUUGGGAUUGACGGAUCACCCGCAGUCCCUUGUAACAGGUAAUGCUGGUCCUAGAGUGGCUUGCGGCGUCAUAGGAAUUAAAUAUCCCAUAACUCCUUGGAAUUCGGCUGCAUCACCAGAUUCUUCUAUUAUAGUUUUGGUGGCUUCUUUAAUUGUGUUUUUAUAAACAAGUGUUUUAACAUAUUGGAAUUUUACUUUUUGCCUUAGUCACUUAUUUAUUUUGUCUGCUACUUGAUUACAGAUAAAUAGAAAAUG